AUGCUGGCACUGCCUCCCCUGCCUCCUCUGCCUCCUCUGCCUCCUCUGCCUCCCCUGCCUCCUCUGCCUCCUCUGCCUCCCCUGCCUCCCCUGCCUCCUCUGCCUCCUCUGCCUCCCCUGCCUCCUCUGCCUCCUCUGCCUCCCCUGCCUCCUCUGCCUCCUCUGCCUCCUCUGCCUCCUCUGCCUCCUCUGCCUCCCCUGCCUCCUCUGCCUCCUCUGCCUCCCCUGCCUCCUCUGCCUCCUCUGCCUCCUCUGCCUCCUCUGCCUCCUCUGCCUCCUCUGCCUCCUCUGCCUCCCCUGCCUCCUCUGCCUCCCCUGCCUCCUCUGCCUCCUCUGCCUCCUCUGCCUCCUCUGCCUCCUCUGCCUCCCCUGCCUCCUCUGCCUCCCCUGCCUCCUCUGCCUCCUCUGCCUCCUCUGCCUCCCCUGCCUCCCCUGCCUCCUCUGCCUCCUCUGACCACACUGCUCUGGACACAUGACACACCUCAGCCACAGCUGCCCCACUGA
Messenger RNA from Knipowitschia caucasica, 504 nucleotides. The record is from the annotation of a GenBank genome assembly. Lineage: Eukaryota; Metazoa; Chordata; Actinopteri; Gobiiformes; Gobiidae.